AGAUCAAGACUGACCGCCACUGGCCCACUACCACCACAACAACAAGGGCUGGUGAGUCGAGGCUCUAGCGGAACACCUUCAGGCAGCCAAACUCAUGAGAUAUCACCCCAGUACUCCUCCCAGUGAAUGCCAUGUGUAUGUUCCACCUGGGGCGAGACGCGCGGCUCCCCUGAGACACUGUCCCCGUCACCUGUCGCUCCUGGGAAGGACAAGCUUGUGAUGGAUACUCAAGGAAAAUCUUGCUUUGCUGCAGUAACGUCACCCAAAAGUUGAUUAAUCUGACAUUUCAAACUGCACGCCUGUCUGAGGUCAUGACAGCAAGUAAGCUGACGUGGUGCCAGGCACAUACCCUGAAGAAUUGGCACCUCUGUUAGUGAGUCAUGUUCUCCCUCUUCUACGGCCUCUACAAGUACCUGUUCAAGAAAGAUGAGUUCUUUGUCCUCAUCCUUGGCCUGGACAAUGCUGGAAAAACAACUUACCUGGAGGCUGCCAAGACCAAGUUUACUCGUGGCUACAAAGGCCUCAACCCCAGCAAGAUAACCACCACUGUUGGGCAGAAUGUUGGUGGCAUCUCCUACUCAGGGAUCAAGUUGAGUUUUUGGGAUCUUGGAGGGCAGGAGGAACUACAGCCACUUUGGGAAAAGUACUAUGCUGAAUGCCAUGCCAUCAUCUACAUGGUGGACUCGGCAGACAGGGAAAGGAUGGAGGAGUCUAAGGAAGCCUUCGACAAAAUGAUAUCCAGUGAGAACCUGAUUGGUGUUCCCCUGCUGGUGCUGGCCAACAAGCAGGACAUUCCAGAAUGUAUGGGGGUGCGGGAGGUCAAGCCCAUCUUCAACCAGUCCGCUGACCUCAUUGGCCGCAGGGACUGUAUGGUGAUGCCAGUGUCAGCAUUGACAGGUGCUGGUGUUGAUGAAGGGAUUGACUGGCUGGUGGAGUGCAUCAAGAGGAACAGUGACGUGCGUCCGCCACCGAACCAUGAUGACACCUGAUGCUACCACUGCUCACCCUUCAUAGCUAUAACUACUGCAGGAACAUAGGUCUCUUACCUUCACACACCAGGCAGACUUACCUACUGUACUCAUGAUCAUAUACCACACUGCUCUGGGACAGCCUCUCCUUGUGUGUCCCCUGACAGGAACUGCACAGAUACCUGAUGAGAAUCCUGAUAAGAGAAAUUAAUGGGAAGAGAAAAUGCACUUGUUGAUUUGAUAGGGAACAUUGUGACUUAGUACCAUCAGACACAGUUUGUAGUUGGUUUGAGCAUUUUAAUGAUGGAUGAGUGUUUGGCAUUCUGUUUGGGGAGUGUGAGGCUGGACUCACUACAUAUAGGGUGUUUUUCUUUCUUGGUAAUGUAGAUUUGUUGAAUAUGAUCUUUGAUGUACAAAUCUGUGGCAGAAACUUUAAUGAUAGCCCUCAAGACAAGAUUUGAGAGGUGUGCCUACUGUGUGUGUGUGUGUGUGUGUGUGUGUGUGUGUAUGGGGUGGAUAAAUGUACAUGAGAAAAUUUAUGUGCACUGUUCUGUCUUCUGUAAUGGUUUAAGACAACAUAUUUAUUGGUUCUAUAUCUUAGUGAUUAUAUGAGUCUUUUUAUUGUGUGUCUGCACUGUGGUUGAAAUUUUCUACAUAACACAGAGCAAUGAAAUGGAGCAUCUUUAAGCUUAAAGGACUUGAUUACCUUGCAGUUCCUGAAGUCACUCUUAAAUUCACCAAUAUUUUCAGUUCAGUGGCUUAAAAGUUGGCCACGAAGAUUUGGUGAUUUCAUAAGUGAAGAUACCAAUUAAUCACCAAUGUUUUUUUUGUUUGUGUCCACCACUGAGUUCCUUGGCAGUGGUUCACAUCUCUUCAGUUGGUGGUUCUGUUGACUUCCCUGCUGUCACUUGUCUUAGAGCAUCAUCCUUUAUUCAUAACUUGUUAGUCCUGGCAGUGUUUCAGCAGGUGAUAUUAAUGAUUUCUAUUGUAAGUUUGCAAGGUUCGCACUUAUAUUAGUUUUUGAUAUGGCUGACAUUGUUGACUUCUUCAUUCAUGUCUAGCCAGAGAAGAAAAACAUCAGAAUAGUAAAGGGUUCAGCAUUUCUUGGUUUGUGUUUUGUGAAGAUAGUCUUGUGAUCAGGUUCCUGGACCUCCAUGUUUAUGAUGGGAGAAGUGUUGUCCCAUUAGUGGAGAACGAUGCCUUGUUAGUGAUGGCAUAGAUCAACAGAUGCUGCCUGUCAUUCAUUCUCCUUCUUAUAGUUUUGGUUUUCCUUGUCAAUAGUAAUAGUAAUAGAUUAUGAUGUCAUCAAGGGAAUGCAUGUAUUUAUUCCUCAUGAGUAGAUUAAGGAUAGAACUUUUGUUGCAAGAAUCCUGCUUGUCUACCAUCAUUCCUGUUUUAGAAUGGGAGCAUAAAAUGAUGUAUUUCAAUCAGAAAAAAAACAUGCAUUGUGUACUUUUAUGUUAUUCAUAUCAAAAUACUGUAUUGGUGAAGAAUUGUCAGGUCUCGUAAUGAAUCUUUUCGUUUGUGUUUUAAGCACGUGUGUGAUUGAGCGAGUGCAAGCAAUGAUGUAUUUAUAGAUAUUGUGUGGAUAGCAUGUUGGGUGAAGCACAGUGAUGCUGCCAGUCUUGUUCCAUGUGUAUAAAUUUUAUAGAGAAUACUUAUAUAUAUGUAUAUAGACAAAUGUAAUGGGCAGUGGUGGUGAAGGAGUGCAGGUGUGUGGCUGGCAUGGUGGAGGUGCCAGAGAGUGGCUAUAGCCCACACCUGCUGCUCUGCCUAGACUUGAAGCAGUUUUGUGCUGAUAUAGUGGAACAAUAUGUUUCACUUUACCACUAGAUCUACAUAUUUUGUGUUUGAGGACCAAGUAUGCCUCUCUCCCCUGCCUACCACCAGCCUGAGGCACUGUGCCCACAGGUAGGUGAAGGCGCUGCAGGUGGUUUAAGGUGCUCAGUGUUGUACUGCUGCUACAUGGGAGGAGUAGUACUGGACAAACUUUGGUUAUUCCUUACUGGUAAAUCAUAAUUUCUAUGUGAAUCAUAUCCCUGAAAAGUACUAUAUUAAGUGGAAAAUUUGUUAAUUGGUAUCAACUUUUGACUUCUUUGUAUAUUUAUUUUAAUAUUUUUUUUUAGGUGUCAUUUUCAGAACUUACUUUUGAAGAGCAGAAUGACUGGUGAGUUUAUUAUGUUACUAACCUUAAAGAUUCAUAAAUGAGAUGUUCAUCUUGUGAAUUGCAACAAACUUUCUUCUGAUUGACUUGCUUACAGCAAGGCUGGUGUACACAGAACUGUGACCUGAGUGACAUAAGAUGCUGGUAAACAAGUUCCCUCAUGACCUCACUAGAAAAUGGGAGUUCAUAAGACAUAAGGUUGCCUGAGGGAUAGGGUGAUGUCACUUGUCUGCCAGAUUGAAAAUUGCACCAGAUCAGCUCUUCAUUAUCAUGAGUCAAAACAAAGUGAUGAUAGGACAGAGGUUCUGCUGGCAUCAUCAGACACCACCAAAUGGACUUCUCUUCCACCAUAAGUAGAAUGUUUGGAAGUGGUAAAGUCCCUAUUGAGUUCUGCUGCAUAAACUGUAUUGUUCAUGUCACUUAAAAGAGAGAAGUGGCCUUAUCAUUGGACAGGUGGAUUGUUAUGUUUGCAGCAGAUAUACAAAGCAAAACUUGCCCAUUUACUGCCAGAGACCAAGAAAGAUAGCUUUUGAUAAUAGAGUGCUUGGGGAAGAAAGGUAUUGCUGCUUUGCUGGGAUUAAUACAAGGGACAUUAACCAGGUGGUGGUUUAUAGAUUUGAUGAUUGGCAGUUGUAGACCCAAGGGUAGUGGUCAGACUUUGCUUCAGAGUUGUGGUGAGGUGAAUGGCAGGAAUGGAUGGGGACAGAAAGGGUACAAAUUUGACUUAUUUGGAAGGGAGGUUCAGGGAAAAGGAAAAAAUUAGAGGAUGUUGAUCUUGAUCAGGGAUAGGAUAAAAGAUACUGGGACUAGGAAAGGGGUAAUAUGUGGCACCAGUGAUCUAGUUUGUAGAUUUCCUACAUGGUUGAUGAAAAUGGGAAGGAGAAUGCCGUGGUAUGUGAGUCUGACCUCAGCCAUGUGAGCCUCCAUACCCAGACUGAUGCUGGGCAGGCAAUCUCAACGACUAAUAUCAAUUGCAGUUGUGAUGAAUUCUGUUUCCGAGUAGCUUAAUUUUAUCUCUUAUUGUCAUUUUGUAUUGGAGUGUGUGUGUGUGUGUGUGUGUGUGUGUGUGUGUGUGUGUGUGUGUGUGUGUGUGUGUGGCUGGGUUUUCCAUCCUGGCUGUGCAAUAAUUCAUUGUUUCCAAGAGUACAAGAGAGUUCUUGCAGUGCGAGCAAGGACCACCACCAACACUAUUUUUUAACACUGCAUCUUAUUUUCUUCUAAAUUGUGAUAGAUCCAUAUUUCUACUUCAUUUUAUAAAAUUCAGUUGCAAUGAUAUUAUCAACAUAUCUGAUGAAGAUUUGAUGCUGCAUUAUGUAUAUGACCUACAAAGUAUUUUAUAUGAGAGGUCUGUCAGUUUUGUAUCAUCAUCAUUUGGUUCUGUUCCUUCCUCUCCCUGAUGUGCAGGAAGGAGGCCUUGCAGGAAGCCUGGCAGAACACUGUUGCCUCUGUGACACUACAUAGGCUUUAAGAGUGAAGUGUUGCUAGCUCUUGGUUUCAAGUGAUGCAAUCAUUUUAACUCAUGUGCUGCAAUCAAUUUGUAUCAUAGUAAUUAUUAUAAUGAUAGAUUAUUAUUAUUAUUAUUAUUAUUAUUAUUAUUAUUAUUAUUAUUAUUAUGUAUAACUUAUUGAAUAAAUUGACAUUUUCACCAG
Molecule: messenger RNA, 4781 nt
Organism: Portunus trituberculatus (swimming crab)
Lineage: Eukaryota; Metazoa; Arthropoda; Malacostraca; Decapoda; Portunidae
Gene: Arfrp1
Product: ADP-ribosylation factor-related protein 1-like
Exons: 7
Coding region: 381-989 (202 amino acids)
Biological process (GO): Golgi to plasma membrane protein transport; intracellular protein transport; protein localization to organelle
Cellular component (GO): Golgi apparatus
Molecular function (GO): GTP binding; GTPase activity
Source: RefSeq, a predicted model, not a curated record